This is a messenger RNA of Myodes glareolus (Bank vole), 1002 nucleotides long. Lineage: Eukaryota; Metazoa; Chordata; Mammalia; Rodentia; Cricetidae. The record is from RefSeq and is a predicted model, not a curated record.
AUGAUUGUUGUUCUCUUCUUUGUCGCCCUCUGCUUGGAAGUCGACUCAGCUUUUAUCACACUGGGUCCCAGUUUGGAUGCUGAGGGGCAUGAAUGGAAGACAAAACAUGGGAAAACAUACAACAUGAAUGAAGAAAGUCUGAGGAGAACAGUGCGGGAAAAGAAUUUUAAAAUGAUUGAACUGCACAAUUGGGAAUAUCUCGAGGGGAAGCAUGAAUUCACCCUGGCCAUGAACGCCUUUGGUGACCUCACCAAUACAGAAUUCAGGAAAAGGAUGAUUGGCUUUCUACGGCAGAGGAUGAAGAAGAGGCACACGUUCCAGGAUCAUCUGUUUCUGUCUGUCCCCAGAUCUGUGGAUUGGAGAGAACGAGGCUAUGUGACUCCUGUGAAGAAUCAGGGUCAUUGUGCUUCUAGUUGGGCUUUUAGUGCCGCUGGAGCCCUAGAAGGACAGCUGUUCAGGAAAACAGGGAGACUGAUCCCGCUGAGUAAGCAGAACCUGCUGGACUGUGUGGGAUUUAAUGUCACCCAUGGCUGCAGCGGUGGCUUCCUGCAGCACGCCUUCCUGUACGUGAAGGACAGCAGCGGCCUGGCUACUGAGAAGUCCUGUCCUUACAAAGGGCAGGGUAGAGAGUGCAGGUACCAUGCUGAGAUCUCUGCAGCUAAUGUCAGAGACUUUGUGCAAGUCCCAGGACACGAGAAAGCCCUUAUGAAGGCAGUGGCUAAGGUGGGGCCCAUCUCUGUGACAGUUGAUGCCAGCCAUAGCUCCUUCCAGUUCUAUGAGAGUGGCAUUUAUUAUGAGCCACAGUGCAGAAGGGUUCACCUAAAUCAUGCUGUUUUGGUGGUCGGCUAUGGCUUUGAAGGAGAAGAGUCAGAAGGCAACAGUUACUGGCUGGUCAAGAACAGCUGGGGUGAAGAAUGGGGCAUGAAAGGCUAUACGAAAAUGGCCAAGGACCGAAACAACAAUUGCGGAAUUGCUAUCUAUGCCACCUACCCCAUUGUGUGA